GGCACACAAGAUCGAAUCCAUGAUAGGGAAGUUCGCAAAGAAGCUGAAAUGAGAUGGCUCGAUGAAAUCUUAUCUCAACUGGAUAGUAUGAUCUCAAAAAUUUGCCAAUCACGAAAGCAACAUAGAAACCUUAGACAUGCUGCAACCCUCGCUGAUUCACUGGUAAAGAGUAUGAAGAGGCUGGUGGAGACAUAAGAUUUAUACGUCACUUGGUUGACUCAGUUGAUGCUGUUUUAACUAAUGCUUAUGUAUUGGAACUACUCUGGCAAGAACAAGCUGCUGAGGGAGAUAACGAAAUUCGUGGUCACUUGAAGAAUUUAGUGAGUCCGCUUUUUCUAUCAAUCUUACUUAUACUCGCCGACGUAUUUAGUCAGUCCGCAUUCACGAGUGAAGCUGCACAGUCUGAUCUGUAUCCAUUAUGGGAUGACAAAGCCAAUGUAAAUAAAUUUAUUGGAAACAUAACAAAAAUGAAUGAAAUGCCCGUUCUAGAAAAUCCCUUGAACAGAAGGCUGCGUUUACAAUACCCAAGUAUCCAAGAAGGGAAUUUUACGCCAAAUUUUAGUAAACCCGAUCAGCAAGUCAACAUUUUACAACAUGAUGUUCAAUUCCAACCUCGGGUACGACAUCGUUCACAACCGUUGACACCAGAUGACAUCAUCAGAACAACUGAAGAUAGAUUGAAGCAAUUGACGUCAGAAAUAGUACGAGAAGCUCCAAUAUUUUUAGCGAUGGGCGAACAGGAAGAAAAUGUAAUAAAGAUGUUUGAUGUCAAGUCGUUUGAUUACCACAGCUCUGAAAGUCUGCGUGAACAAAAUAACAAUGAAUUUAUUUCAUUUGCUAAACAUCUAAACCUUUCAUUUCAGGUAACCUUUCAUUUCCACGACACCGCUGCUGUGAAGUAUGUUCUGGGAUAGAGUGCUCAUGCUUUCUUGACCAGUACAUAGCUCUUAAAGAAAGAGUCCGGGAUAACAAGGAGAGAUUCAAGAAUUUUUGGUUUGUUGAAAACGAAGCACAUCAGAUUACAUGGAAUACCUCUAAUGUUUUAUGCUGCUUUCAAUAAACGGAACAUGGCUUAUACGUGAAGGUAUACCGGAUUUGGUUGAAAUCAUCGAAAUUUGCCUCGUUAUGUCCAGAUCUCAAUCAGAUACAGAACGAUUUGGGAAACUUGCUAAAGAUGUGUCCGAAAAAAGAUCUGGUGGAAAAUUUAACGAAACGCAUCAAGACCAAAAUAAAAGGGACAGAGUUAAUCAGGAAACAUUUAUUUAUGGUAAUUCAGUUCCACUCCAUUCCCUUCCGCUCGAAGAUCUGAGGAAAGAAUGGAGUAAAACGCAUUUACCAGCCAUUUUAAGGACCAAUCCAGACAAGGAAAGUUCGACCCUGAAGGCUCUCCGAAAUAAAGAGCAAAAAGUAAAAUUUUGGUUUCGAAAACAAUAAACAUAACUAAACAAUGAAGUACACUUAGUAACUAUUUAGCACUAAUAAAUGAAGCACUGUAUUGACAAUAGUAUAUAAUUUGUUUUGAGCAUGGAUAUUGGAGUUUGGUUAUGACUUAUCGGUUUCACUCUCAGGGACUUAUCAGUCAAAACAUAAUAAAUUGCUAUCACUGAAAUCCUUUAUCUUAUUCUUAAUAUGCAUGCAGACAGUGAUGCACUUAAUAUCAUCACAAAAUGACAAAUAUCUAAACAGCUAAAUAUAAUAUACGUAUAUAACAUAAGAUGUUAUUUUAGGAAGAUUUAUUGGCAGCAACUAUUUACCACUAACCAGGAAAUUAAAAAGGGCCGGUACAUGCACUUGAUGCAAAAUUGCUUUAUUGCGCAAUAAAAAAUUGAAAAAUGAGGCAACAAAACAAAUAUUAGGCUAACCCCAGGCACGAGAGAAAUGCUAUUUGGAGCCCUGAAAAUUGAGGUUAAGAAAACACAGCUAUCCUGCUAAGAGAAAGAAAUCUGUGACAUUUAUGCAAGCUGCAUAUAUAAUAUUGUAGAAUAUGUCCUGCCUGUCUUUGAGUCAGUCCAUCAAGUGAUGAAGACGACUCCUUAAUAAGAAACAAUAGAAUAGGUAAAAAAUGUAUUUUUCAUUGCCGACAUUGGUUUGCUGCUACUGUAUUUGCGAACCACUGAGAUGUGUCAUAUUGCAAAGACUCCAAAAGCAGGGCUUUCCAGGUGGUUUGAAUUUUCAAGUGUAAACGUGUGAGCUUUCAUGCCUUAUACAAAUUGUCAAAUGUAAAAUAGGAAUUUAGACUAAAUAUAUAUAUAUAUAUAUAUAUAUAUAUAUAUAUAUAUAUAUAUAUAUAUAUAUAUAUAUAUAUAUAUAUAUAUAUAUAUAUAUAUAUAUAUAUAUAUAUAUAUAUAUAUAUAUAUAUAUAUAUAUAUAUAUAUAUAUAUACCUACCUAGACCUACUUUGUGGAUGCAUAUGUUUUCAUAUUUUUUCUAGUUGAAAAGGCACUGGAUUAUGAAUAUAUGCCAUGUUGUUUUGAAAAUAUAGGUGGCCAAAGUUGUGAUUUUUUUUGGACAACCAGUUUUGACACAUCCAGGCUAAAAGCAUGAAUGACCCUAUCCUGAAAAAUCCUUUGGCAGUGAAGAAAAAAAAUUGAAAGUCGUCAUGACAUUCUCCAUUAAAAGGAACAAAGGGAAUAUUGAAUUAUACAGAAUAAAUAACAAACUGAGAUGGCCAAUUACUAUUAAUGAUUUCAGUGACGGCAUUAAUGGGAACUGCCAAACAAAAUGCUCCCUCCCCCUAUUUAGGGAUAUCUAUUGAAUUUUAAAAUAUAUAUAUUGAAUUUGAAAAUUAUUUGAUAAAAGGUGCUAGUAAAAAGGCAAGGAGAGAAGUUGUAACAAAACAAAAGUUAAAGCAUGAAGAUUAUGAAGCUGGGGUUAUUCCAACUGAGUGGGAAGGUAAAUUAUUUUCUAAUGAUAAAUUAUUUGCUUGUAUUAAUCACUUAACACAACAGUAGUCAGAUAUCUAGCUUGAUUACCAUCUUUCCACAUAAUUCUGUCCAUGGUUUUACAAGAUCCACAGAUUGUAAAAAUACUUACCAUAAGUCCUCUAUUAAACCACCUUCCUCAUUUAACCCCUCCUCUCGCUGUAUAGCCCCCUCUCUAACAAGCCCCAAUUUUGGGGAGAAGAGACUUUUUAAGCCUGGUCUCUAUUAACCCCCUCAAUUAAACCCCCUUCAUGUAGCCUCUCCUUUAUUAAGCCCCGUUUAUAUGCUCUUCCUUUCGUUUAUAUGCUCUUCAGAUAGUGCAUGCCCCACCCUCAAUGUGCCAGAAUAAAUAAGCUACUUGUGUGGUGGCUAAAUUUUAUAAUUGAAGGUUUAUGGUGAUAAAUAUCCCAAGCGUGCAUGAGCCUUAUAUUUCUCCAGGUUAUAGAAUUGUAUAUUAUGUACCAUUGGAUCUAACAUAUUUUUAUUUAAUUUAUUUCAUAGCUUGGCUAAGAGGUUCUGUAGAUAAUCCACCAACACAUGAAGUAUGUCCUUAAUUGACAGUUUACAUGAUUUGUAAUGGUAUAAUAUUUGCACUGAAGUAUUGUAAUUUGCAACAAUUGGAGAGAGCACAGUAGCUCUAUAAUAAUUGACUUUCAGACUAAAAUUCAUUCUAAUAACUCAUUCUCGUAUCCAGGUCCCUUAGCUUUUCACCAUUCCACCAUGCAUCCCAGAGUAAACUGAAUAAAGUAUAGUAUUCCACCAUUCCAGAGUAAAGUAUAGUGGCGUUGCUGUUAUGUUUCUCCUAUAGACGGAUAGAAAUGAAUUAUGACUGACAAAGUACUGUGAAACUAGUUUUAAGCUGUAGGCCUACUACAACUUUGGCUAUUUUAGCUGCAUAAAAUACAACGUUCCUUGGAACGUAAAACUAAAGCUAUUCCUAAAUAUUAACUUGAAUUGUGCAGGAUUUGCUAAAAAAGCAACAGCAACAAAUGGUGUUAUCAAAAAGAGUACUUGAAGUUAACCGUCGAGAUAAACAGGUAUGACAAAUCACCGUUCCGCAAUAACCAAUAAUAACCAAUAAUCUAUUGGCGUUGUAAAGCCACUGUAUGCAAUAAAAUAUUGCGUUGUAACUGAAGACAAAACCACAAGCAUUGGACAAAGGUUUUAAUUAUAAAUGUAAUGGCCCUAAAAGGGAUGUUGGCCGAGGCUGGGAGGUUACUAAAAAGAAGGUCACCAACUUUACUUUAGGGGCUAAGGGUUAGGGUUAGGAUUAUGAUCAGGAUUAGGGAACUAGGAUUAGGAUUAGUUUUUGGAUAGGGUUAUUGUAAUUGCAGACCAUUACAACCCAAUACUUUAUUGCAUACAAUGGCAUUACAACGCCAAUAGAUUAUUGGUUACAACGUGUGGAAUGGCUGGACAAAUUAUAAUAUUUUUAGAAGAACAGGAUAUAAUAAUUAUAAUAUUUACAACUUACAUAUCGAAGUGAAAAUAUAGUGAUGCACCGCUUUACUAACGAACGUUACACAAAAUUUUAUUUGUUUUUUUGCAUAAUUAUGUAUGACAAAAUUGACUAGAUAACGAUGAGAUGGUCUACAUCAUUCCCGCACCUGACCCAACGCCUCACUCUAACUCAUCGCGCUCAUUCUAACCCCCGAUCAGGCGAUUUCAAGAGUUUCCUGAGAUUCGAUCCUACGACCAGCUUACAAGCCUAAACCAUACAUUGGACUGCCGAGCGGUUCACCAAAUGUAAAGUAUAUUGCAAUUUAUACGUGGUAUGAUGCUAAUUAGCAUACGGACAAAUAUAUAGCGUUUACACAUUGCGAUCCGGGUGUUAGACGAAUAACCACUUUUUUGUCCUUUUUGUAAGCUGUGACUCGCGUACAAUCGACGAACGAACGCCGUGAGAUGCGUUGCGAUCUAUUUUGCUUCAAUUUAUAUUUUUCAUUGUUUACGCAUGGAACUGUAUAGAUAUAUGUUUGUUCUUAAAAAAUAUUGAUUGCGAUGUUUUAAAUAUUUUCAGCUUCAAGAGCAAGAAUAUUCAGGUAUGUACAUGCAGUUAUGAUUUCUGUUGUAGAACUAACCGAUUAAAACCCUCGAGACAGUGAAAGUGCCUCCAAUAUUAAUUUUGCACCAAGAAUUCGCUGCACGUGAGUAGUAUAUACAUCUAGUAAUUAGUAAUAAGUCUGCUAAGUCGAGAGUAGGCUAUUAUUAUUAUUGAUGGUGACUACCCUAAAAUUCAUGUAAGUAGAAUUAUGGUUGGUUCGAGCGAGGUUUUUCUCCGGGUAUACUCCAAGUUUUCCUCCCUCACCAUUAACCAGUGAGGCCGGAAAAUUGUCCGAAGGUUGUCGGAAAUUGUCAAAGUUGUCGACGGGGGGGGGAGAUUUAAAAUGGUGUCGUCCGGAAAAUUUUUGGUUUGUCGGAAAAAUCCCCCCCCCCCCCUAUUGUUGACACCCGUCGGAAAAUUGUCAAUGUUGUGUCGGAAAAUGUCAAAGUUGUCGACGAAAUUUAAAAUGUUGUCCGGAAAAUGUUUUGGUUUGUCGGAAAAAUUUUCGGUUUGUCGGAAAAGUACUGCCCUUGGCCCCCCUAAAACAUGGGUCCCACGGCGCCACUGCCGUUAACUAACCCUUCAACUAGCGCCAGCGGCGGAAAUUUCGGUGGGGUUUUGAGACAACUGCCCCACCACCUUUAUGGGAAAUUUUAACCCGAAAAAGGCUAAAAUAAAAACAGCCAAAUUUGGGUUUGUGAAUUUCCCAUGCCACUGCACAUGCCUUAAGCCGUUUAAGAUUCCAUAUGGUCGCAACGGUCGUAAAGAUAGUCACGAUCUUUCUCAACGGCCAGAUAAUAGUUUUUAUACCUGUAAACCACAUAUAAGUCAUAAGUAUUCUCUAUUUAUAAUCACUCUGCCUAUACUAUUAGUGUUAAACUGUUGUAUUUCAGCUGUUGAGAAAGAUCGUGACUCAAUCUUUACAACCGUUACGACCAUGCAUAUGGAAACUAGGCUUCAUAAGCUUAGCUAUGGUCCGUGAAAAGACAUGGCUCGCAUGCUGUGCCCGGUAAGGCUCUGACUCUGUCACGUUUGAGCUGGGUUCGUCGCCUUUCAGCUCUCAGCUAUACAAGGAAAGAUAAUUACCACCAUUAUUUUCACUCUAAAAUAUCAUACACGAUGAGAAGGUGUUUACUAUAGUGAUUUAAAAAAAAGUACAGCGGAUCACCUUGAAGACACCUUGUCGUACUUUGCAGCUGUGACUAUAUAUAGAGCUUUUUAAAACAAACUAGCGUUUGCAUAGAAAGUGAAACUAGGAAAAUAUUCUCCUUAAGAGUGUUUGUUAUGAAAACAACGUUAACAACAAUACCAUGCUGAUUUCUUUUUUUGCUCACGAAUUGUUAAUACGAUAAAGAUUAACAAAAGCUCUAGUCUUUAUGACACAUUAUUUUUACCAAUCCUCGUAGUUUUUCCAUAGCGUCAACGACCACCUUCAUGGAAGUGAUUUUUUGUUUGAGACUUCGUUAAAAUCCUCUCAGGACAUAUACAAUACAUGUAAAAGUAUCUCUUAAAUGUCUUAAAAUUAACAUAUUGAUCUAAUCCAAAUAGGAAUGAUUAAUAUCCCAAGAAAAGUGCAUUAUGUCUAUUAAGUCGUUUUAGUUUUCAAUUGCAGCCCUUCCAUAUUGACAGAAGUUUUUAUUUUAAAGUACUUAGUGACUCUUGAGUUAAAAACUGAAACACUUAAUUGACCUAAUUUUGACGUGAUUUCUUGGUAUAUUUUGCCUUAAAUCUUCGUAAUCGAGUUAAUAUUGAAGCUGAAUGGUUUUCCAAAGGCCCGUUUACACUUUUUACACUAGUAUACGAUUUUGUUCUUCUGCGGAUGCAUGUGAAGAGGUGAUGAGUUAUGAAUGUUCUGAGUAUUUGUACCAACCUCAUCUGAACAUUCAUAAGUCAUCCACUUUCACCAUUGUACCCAUAAAAUCGCAGCAAAAAUUACAAGUGUCAAACCAUGACGCCAAAGUGACAACAUCAGAACAUCUAUAGAUUAUAGUAUAUUGACAUUUCAGUUAAAGUCAACAACAUUUUAAAUCCGAAAAAAAGUGUGGAUUAUACCUAUAUGAAAUUUAAGUAAUGGAGUUGUAUAGUCUGCGAAGAUGCAGGCAACUUAUUCUUCCAAAUCAUUAAAUUUAUCAAUGAUUAAUGUGGUAGGUUGAUAUUUAUGCAUGUCUAGAAUCAUCCGGCUAUAAAAUUAUUGAACUGAGACUAAUUCUGUAGGAUCUGAUCAAUGAAAAUAACUGAUACAGCACAGUUGACAAAUUUUGAAAUGCCAUCAUGUGGCCAAAACAAGGCAUUAUGUUAAUUGAUUAACUUUCUCAUGAACAUGAUGUUGGAACUUGAAAGGCUGAUUAUACUUGUUCAAAGUACCCAUGCAACACCUUAAGUUAAUUAAGAGUUAGCAAACGGAAAGAACAACAAGGAAACACUCAAAACGUCAUGCAGCACCCGAGUGCAACAAAAUUGUGAAAAAUAUUUAUACUAUAUCUAUAUAUAUAUUUAUUUAUAUCUUGACAUGUUUUGUGAGGAUUGUGACAUAAUAAUACUAUUUAGCUCAACACCAGGAACAUUCCUAUUUUCUGCUUGGUUUUACCACCCACUGACACUGUAACAAUGAUUAACAUAUGCGUAACAACACGUUUUCUGAACUGUUCCUCAUCCACUGAAUCAAGUACUGCAUGACAUGUACCUAAUUUUAGUGUGCAGUGAUAAAGUGAAAGUGUGCUGUGAUAAACAGUAAAAAAUGCACAUGCAUUGAUAACAUUUGCUGUGAGAAAUUCUUAAUUCGAGCAAUGGCUGUAACUAAAAAUAUUUAAAAAUUAAUGCGUGCAAUAAAAGCGAUCAAAUCCACCGUUUUCUAUUCUAUAAUUGAUUCAGCUGUAGACUAUAUUCUAUUUUUUUCUGAAAACCCCUGAUUAAUAGAAAACGGUGGAUUUGAUCGCUUUUAUUGCACGCAUUAAAAAUUCCGGAUUGCUAUUUGCGACAGGCAUGGAUUUCACGGUGUGUCGUUCGUAAACAUUUCCUGCACAUGGGAGUACCAGUUGUCUUGAGUUCCGGCUGACUGGCAGACUCUCUAUUGCUUAUGGAAUCUGUAGUGAUAAAUUUCAUAAAUUACGUAUGCUGUAUGAGUCAUAUAUCCUAGAGUCGAGUUAAAUACUUCUUCCUAAAGGUAAGUAUGGUUUGUUUACUUUUGCACCUAGUUUAUAGUAUCAACUUCUGUUGCUAACCUGCGUAAACUAGUGUGCAGUCCAGGGUGGUCUUUGACCAAUGGCAAUAUAUAAGUAUAUGGAGGUUUGAACUCCAUUAGCACUGUAAUUCAUGCACUUAUAAUAAUUAAUUGAAUUUUUUUAUUAUUGAGUAUAAUAAUUAAAAGUAAUUUACUGUAAUUGUACAAUUGUUUAUAAAGACGUCCUUAUUUCGUUGCCGACAGACUCGAAAUGAUUACGUUUUUGUACUAUAUUAAUGUAAUUAACUAAUAAUAUUAAAUAGAUUUAUGUGGAAUUACAGCACCAAUUUGGCGGACAGUAUUGGAGAAAACGUCCCAUUUUAUUUAGUAUGGACACCCUGGAAUCUUUCUUGCAAUCUAUAUAUAGUAAAGGAAUAGUAAUAUUAUAAUUUUUGUUUUCCUGUACAAUAAUCUGGGUACCAUUAGGUACAAAUUUGUUAAUAUAUUAGUUAUGUACUUUAGUAUUUAGAACGUGUGGCUACAUAUAUACUAGUAGUAAUAUGGUUUCGAGUUCGAAGGAGUGUAUGUUUUUCCAAAUUGCACAAGAAAUCACUCAUGAUCAUUUGGAAUGACACGACAGUCAACAACUGACAACUUAAAAAUGUCAGAAGUCAAAAUUUAUAAAUAAAAUUAUUUAUCGUUUUUAUCGUAUCAUUUUUUUGCACGAAAUGUUAAGAUAAUAAUCAGAAUUGAGUAAUUUUUCGUGUAUAUAUAUAGAAACAGGGUUGGUAAUCUUGUUUUUAUUAUAAACAUGGAAGCGUAGAAAAUUGGGACAACAUCUGAUGUAUUUAACCUCCAAGAUAACGAGUAGUUAAUUAAAGUCCGAACGAUUAUGGAUUUCUAUUUUAUCACAAUAGUCUCUGUCCUAAUCCGCGUGACAAGACAAGAGACGGGAUGAUUUUGAUGUAUGGAAUUAAGUUGAACGGUAUAUGAUUCAGGAAAAUUGCGUCAUUGUCAUGGUAAAGUUUGCUGAGAAACAUUUCCCGUUAGACUUGAUAUGUUACAAUACGUCAAAAUUAUCACAUUUUCCAUUCCUUCCCAGCGAACAGGGAUCAUGUACACAAACUGUAAAUUGAUCAUACCACGUACAUGCAUGCAUGCGAUCACUAUACGCAGCGCUUUGCGCGACCAUUUUCGCCAUGCUUCAGUUCUUUGAAAUACUGUACAUAUAAUUCUCAUAUGAACUAAAUGAGCAUUGGUGUAGCCAGGGUCGAAUGUUGGGGAGGUGGCGAAACCACGAAUGACCUAGGGGGUCCGUCUAUCUCUAGGCUCGUUAACGCCAUUUCCCUCGUUCUGAUACGAGUUUUUAAAAGUAAUUGGAAGGUCAUAAAUCACAAAUCUGUUAUUUCUGGGAGCAAUAUUUACAAAUGUUUGUACAAGGUUUUCUAUAAUUAAUUACUAUUAAUUCGAUUUGACUCGUUGCUUACCUCACCUGACACACCCCCUAUCUUGCCGGAUUUGAACUUUUCACGAGAACGGUUUUGAAUAACAUUGGGGCGGGUACGUCAAUAAAACUGUAAGAACCUAUACUUCACGCGAGGUAUAACAACACAGUUUCGUUGUUUCAUGAACAAUGAUGAACGUAACUAUAUGAUAUAGCUUAAUAUUACUUUCAAAACUAUUUUUCUUUAGAUGGACUGGUGGCUAAGCCAGUGGGUCAUGCAUCAUCGGCAACAUAUGGACAUAUAGAGUCAUCUGCAGAACCCACGACAUCUGGAAGUCAGUUUCAACCUGGAGUGUGGGAUAAACAGUUAAAUACAGCACGGCCUGGUAACGAAGAUGAAACUGAGAAAUUUGAACCAGAGGGAUGGAAACCACCGUAAUGUCAAGAUAUUAGACAUAAAUACAAAUAUUUUUCAGAUUAUUAUGAAAACCAAACCCAAUAGACUUUACUAUUUAUUGUCGCAAUGGCCUCGUUUUCAUGUUCGCCUGUUUUAGCAUGGCAGUUGUGUUGUGAAAUGAAUUCCCGCCAUUUUUUCCUGAUUGUCGGGUUUCCAACGGAAAACUAAUUUCCACACGUCACGAAUUUAACUCAAACAACUUCAUUUUACUGCACUGAAUGAGAAGAUUGAGUUUCAAAAACUCAAUUCAAGAUUGAGUUUUGGGGGCCGUUUACGGUCCUAAAAAAUCCCUGAAAAAAACCUGCAUGACCAUGUCUCGGGCACGAAUAUGUUUCUCUUUGAUCUUGAGCCCAAUCAUAAACCUAUUCUAAUAUUCUUAACCCUACUGUGCACGAAGCAUGAAGAAGUAACAACAUGAAAACGAGGCCAUUGGGGCAAGAUUGCACUAAACAGUGCACUUAAAUCUUGAAGACUUGUUUCCAUUUGGCCGUGUCGUUGACUAGGCAUGUUACUCAUGGUAUUUCAAAGUUGACCAGUUUAAGUGACAAAAUGUUUGAACUUGUGCUUUAAUGAGAGCGACGCAGUUGGUCUGCUCGCCACUGCCAACUGUCGCGAUUCAGUUUCCCACUCCUCAAUGUGGUGUAUACGUAUAUAUUAGGUAUAUACUGUGCCGGAGUCUUGGGUGGGGAAAACGUGGUUUAAUAUUAGCUUUACAGUGUUUAUUUAUAUAAUACAAUGUACAACAACAGCCGAAUUCAUAUUAGAGACGGGAAACUCGUCUUAGACGGGAAACUCGUCUCAGACGGGAAACUCGUAUGAAUCCGGGGGCAGACGAGUUUCCCGUCCGAACUUUCCCGUCUAACUUACUCGUCUAAACGGACGGGAAAGUUAGACGGGAAUCUCAUCUAGACGGGAAACUCGUCUUAAAUUCGAAUUUAUCCGUCCCUAAAUUCAUAUUCAGACGGGUUUUCACAGACGAGUUUCCCGUCCCUAAUAUGAAUUCGGCUAAUAAAACCUUUCUUUGCUAAACAUGCAUAUAGUACAGUAGUACUGAUGGACUCCAAAAGUAUAAAUUCGAAGGUAAAUGAUUUCAAAUCGUGUUGGUUCCUGACAUGAACGAAAAUAAACCAAGUAAAAGCUUGAAGCAAUGAAGGAGUUCAUUUGAGAGGG
This is a messenger RNA of Paramuricea clavata, 11196 nucleotides long. Lineage: Eukaryota; Metazoa; Cnidaria; Anthozoa; Malacalcyonacea; Plexauridae. The record is from the annotation of a GenBank genome assembly.